AUGGAUGAAGACGAUGACUUGGCUUUUCCAGAAUUCGAUCACUACGAGGAUGAUGAUGAUAUUCCCCCGCUCCCGGCUCCAGUGAAUUUUAACUUUGAAGCGGAAGAUUGGGAUGCGCCCGUAGAAUCAAGAGGAUCGAAUACAGAAAAUAGAGGCCCUGUCAACGUUAAGCAAGAAAAACCGCGUCAGACGAUAGGAAAAGCAGCCCAGCCAACUAGAAAGAGGAAAAGCAUUGCGAAACUAGAUGUAAAUAGACUUUUAUCCGAGAAAGGCCUGUCCAAACUGCGCGAAGAUGCCAAGAGAUUGAAGUUUCAAGGAAUUGAACACGAAAAUGCGGAUUUGAAGACCGUGAUGAACUUUUAUCGCGCCUGGAUCCAUGACCUGUUUCCAAAAAUGCAAUUCAGAGACGCUAUCCUGAGAGUCGAGAAAAUUUGUCGCGAGAGGCGAUGUGGGAUCACACUUAAUGCUUGGAGAGAAGGGGGGAAUAAUGACGAAGGAUAUAGGGGGAAUAAUGAUGAAGGAGAUAGGGGGAAUAGUGACGAAGGAGAUAGGGGGAAUAAUGACGGAGAUAUGGAGAAUUAG
Paraglomus brasilianum is the source of this 582-nucleotide messenger RNA. NCBI's taxonomy places the organism in Eukaryota, Fungi, Glomeromycota, Glomeromycetes, Paraglomerales, Paraglomeraceae. The record is from the annotation of a GenBank genome assembly.